Molecule: messenger RNA, 204 nt
Organism: Dracunculus medinensis (Guinea worm)
Lineage: Eukaryota; Metazoa; Nematoda; Chromadorea; Rhabditida; Dracunculidae
Source: the annotation of a GenBank genome assembly
AUGCUCGAUGGCUUCUUUUUAUGGCCAAAUAGCCAAAUAGCAAUACAGUUACAAGAAAUACGCACCAUAGAUUGUCACCGAAAAAGGCCUUCAGUUGAUUCCUUGUGGAUGCCGGAUUUGGAUUGGCUUUUAACGAGGGAAAAUACGAAGAGUAUCGGUGCUUUUGAACAUUUCAGCGAAGAAUCCUAUGAAUAUUAUGGAUAG